Papaver somniferum (opium poppy) is the source of this 3599-nucleotide messenger RNA. RefSeq lists its product as uncharacterized. NCBI's taxonomy places the organism in Eukaryota, Viridiplantae, Streptophyta, Magnoliopsida, Ranunculales, Papaveraceae. The record is from RefSeq and is a predicted model, not a curated record. Bases 655 to 3411 code for a protein of 918 amino acids. The transcript is spliced from 8 exons.
AAAUUAUUAUUUACUCGUGAAUUUAAAAAUGAAAUCUUUUAACUAGAAAAGAAGAGAUGAUUUGAUAAGAGACUUCAGAAUAAAGACAAGUCAAUUCAACUACUCUACUCUGUUUUCCCAAUUCAAAAAAUACAAAUUCAACCACUGUUUAUGUGUAUGUGUAUGUGUAUGUGUAUGCGUUCUUCUCUUGUUUUCUGUAACUUAAAAAAGGGGAAUCAGUUGAUAAACCCUGUUUAUAUCCCAAGAACAUACCUGGGUUCACUUCAAAUUUCAGUAGAAAUCAUAACUUUUUGGUGUGAUCAACAAAAAUUGUAAUCUGGGUUUCAUUUGUUCUUAAACUUUGAGCUGAAACAGAGGAAAAAAUUUAGUCUGCAAUGAGGUACUGAGAGGAGAAACAAAAACAGAGGAAGGAGGAAAUUGGUUGAAAGUUGAAACAUUUAUUGACAGAGACAAUAAUCACAUGUUUAUGAGAGAAAAAGAGCUCUGUUUACAGUAAUGGAAGAAGAGCCUAGUAAACUCACAAGCAGCAGAUAGAGACCAAGAGAGGAGGAGCUUUAGUUGAUCAAUUAAAUAGCAGGGUAAAAAGCAGAGGAAAACAAAAACUAAGAGAAGUUCUUGCGUAAAUCUUCAUUACAAAAUCCAAAAUCAUAGAAUAUGCCUCAAGACAGUUUAAAAUCAGUAGUUUAUAGAUCACUUGUAUCAUGUGAUGAUCCAAAUGGAGUAGCAGAGAAUGAGACAGUAAGAAAAUCCAAAAAAAGACACAAUUUGAUUAGUACUACUACCCGAAAGACUGCGACGACGCCGACUCGGAACGAUUCAUAUAGAGGAGAUGAUAGAAAUGCUCCACAAUCUUCAUCACAUCAGUUGUUAGAGGUUUCAAGAGGAGCUCAAAAUCUAAACCAUAUGAUUGAUUCAUGGUCAAAUGGGAGUAUUAUGAAUGGGCAGCAUUCAGAUGAUAUUGCAAGAGAUCUUCUGAGAGGUGCUUUAGAUCUUCAAGAUUCUCUUAUCAUGCUUUGCAAGAUGCAAGAAGCUUCAAAAUAUAUGUCUCAGUUGAAGAAUAAACAUGAAUUGCAAAUUCAAGAAUCUGAUGAAGUGGGUACCGGAAGAGUGGAUUCAGGCCGGUUUAGAAUUGAAAAGGUUGAUUCCGGGAGGUUUGGAAUUGAAAAGGUUGAUUCAGGGAGGUUUGGAAUUGAAAAGGUUGAUUCAGGGCGCUUUGGAGUUGAAAGAGUUGAUUCAGGGCGCUUUGGAGUUGAGAAGGUUGAUUCUGGGCGCUAUGGAGUUGAAAGAGUUGAUUCGGGGAGGUAUGCCGAGAGAAUUCACCGUGGAAGUAUUGAGAAUUCACGACUUUGGGCUGGCGAGUCGUCGAAGAAUUGCAGCGACGAGCUCAAGAAAGUUAUAAGAGAUAGUCUUUCGCGGCAAAACUUGUUGCCAGUCUCAUCAAAUGAAGAAAAUGCGUCUCUAACUUCAAUUUCAGACGUUCCAACCACGAGCUCUAGUCACUCUUCGACGGUUUUGUCAAAUGAUUUUGCUUCUGUGGACAGUUCUUUAUCAUCUACAGGGACACAGAAGAAGGCGAAAUCGCGCAGUGUGAUUGCAAAGCUUAUGGGUCUUGAAGAUUUUCCGUCAGAACCUGCUCAACUUGCUCCAAAACUACCAGACUAUGAGAAGGAUUUGAUUCCGCGAAGACCCAUAUCUGAUGUUGAGAAGCCAAAGGCAGUGAACCCGUACUUUGUCAAUCGAAUUUCGGACCCAGAGAGGACUCUACAAGAAAUCAUUGAGACAAUGCAGUUUAAGGGGCUUCUGCAGAGUAAAAGCAAGUCACAGUCGCAUUUUCCCAAGAAAUCAUUUUCAAAACAUUUACUAGUAGAUGAUGAAAUGCCUCCAAUUGUGAUCAUUAAGCCUAUGCGCUUUCCAAGUCGAGAGACGAAGAGGUUUAGUCAAGAAGAAGGAGCCUCAUUAUACUACAAAGGAAAGUCAAGAAGAAUGGAAGAUCAAAGGUUUGUUCAGGAUUUGGUUGCUGAGGAGCCAAAAGUGGUUAUUCAAGAGUUGGAAAUUACAGAAGAGAAGAAUGUAAUUGAAGCUACUGCUGAAGAUCAAGAAGUUGUGAACUCUAAAACCAUGAGUGGGGGAUUGAAAGCAAAAGGAGAAACUCGAGCCAGAAAAGUAAUCCGCGAAGAUGGGAAUCUUUUGUCUAAACAGAUACUCAAGAAACCACGGCCGAGAACUCCAGAAAUGGCUUCAACCCAUAAGACAAAAGAUUCUUCUGUUGCUCCUGCUUCUAAAAUUGAGAAAAUAGAGAAGUCUAACAGUAAAGUAGGCAAUAUUGAACAGACGUUGCCCACAAGAAGAAAGCCAAUGCAGAAGGAGGUUGCAAAAGCAUCAACUCCAGCACGAUCACUUGAACAUGUCAGAGCAGUCUCUACUAAAGUGAGGAAGCUGGAAAAUGGAUCCACGGUCACAAGGGAUCGCGUGCACCACCAACGAAGUACUACUGCAAACCCUGUCUUGAAACGUUUGGUAAAACCCGGGCCAGGAAAUGUCACUGAUCAAAAGAAGAAACUUCGGACAAGGAAAGCAAAACCAGUGAGAGAUUCUCUGCUAGAUGCUCCCAUUACUAAUACUUCACAAUGCAAAGAUAGAGCAAAUGAAAUCCGUCAGACGGAUUCAUUGAGUACUGUUUCUACUUCUACAAGCACCUCUACUGAUACUCAAAACUCACCAGGCAAAGAUGAAGAGCCAGAGGCCGCGAAAGUUCAGAUGAGAGAUUACAAGCACGAAGAUCAAACUGUUCUGGGCGAAGUUACCUUGCAGAUCGACGAACAUAGCACUGACAUCUCAUCUACAGAGGAGGCAAAGCAGGAUUUUGACCAUAAAAAGGCUAUCCCUUUACCUGAAAUUGAUAUGAAGGAGUUUUUCUUAAGCAGUGCAUCAUUUGUCAAUUACGCAGAAGACCUCUUUGAUCUCCAUGUAAACCAACUAGUGGUUUUACAAACAACAUCAUUCGAAGAUGUUGGAAUGAUCAAAAGCAGACUCUAUUUGGACUGCGCAAAAGAGCUUAUAGAACAUAAAAGCCACUGGAACUCACAAUCACGCCAUCCUCUUGUUAAGACCCGUUUUACAAAUUCAAGAGUUACCAUAUCUCUAGAUGGGUUGGUUGAAGAAAUUUGCAAUGAAAUGGAGAUUCUGAAAAGUUACAGUAAAGAUGAUGGUGAUAGUAUUGUGCCUGUAGAUAAACUGCACAAGAUGUUGGAAAUUGAUCUCAAGAGGAAGGAAAUGCUGGGUAAUGGUGGAUGGGAUUUGAGUUGGACAAGCGGAUUUUCUGUCGAUGAUGCUGAGCACAUGAUAGGUAAAGUGGAGAAGGAAGUUCUAAGUGAACUGAUUGAUGAGUUCAUUGCAGAACUAAUAUGUUAACAGAUCAUUAUAUGUACUUGUUGAAUUUGUCAUUGUUGUUCAGUCACAAAAUCUUCAAAGAAUUUUUUAGGUGUAAGCUAACAGAUGGGAGUAGUACCUCAUCUAUUGUUGGUUGGGCUGUUAUGCCAUGUACAUAAAAGAAUUCAUGAUCCCAAACAUGAGUUUAGAGGAUGGUUUAUUUUUUGGCA